Messenger RNA from Aspergillus saccharolyticus JOP 1030-1, 1100 nucleotides. Its product is annotated as acireductone dioxygenase (Ni2+-requiring). Bases 425 to 961 code for a protein of 178 amino acids. The transcript has 4 exons. The record is from RefSeq and is a predicted model, not a curated record. Gene Ontology annotation, molecular function: acireductone dioxygenase [iron(II)-requiring] activity. Lineage: Eukaryota; Fungi; Ascomycota; Eurotiomycetes; Eurotiales; Aspergillaceae.
GCGCAUUGCGAGGGCGGCAGGGAAGAAGUAGUAGAUUCCACCAGACUGCUACCGCCUAACUUGAACAUUCUUCUUGUAUAGAAGUAUGGACUCCAUUGACUGUAUACAAUGAUCAUUCUCCAUAGCCACACUACUAUACUGAAAACACACUACAACAGUAGUGAUGUGCUCUGCUGAUGUAAUGGCGACAUUGUGAAGCCGACAACAGAUUUUGCCGCGGACCAAUCGGGGGGUGGGGAUUCACCAGCAGCGGCGCAUUUCCAUCUCUUAGUUGUCACUGCCCCGCCGGCGACUUUGACUACAACCUUUACUUACUUCCCUGUACUUGUUCAUCUCACCUCAAGUGUCCAAAUCCUUCGUCUUCCAUCAAGCAGCAAUCUGCGUGCGGAUAUCUUCAGCAAAUUCAUCAAACAAAUCCGUCAAAAUGAAGGCCUACUGGUACGACAACAAGCCGGGCGACCAACGCCUCCCCCACGACUCCGCGCGCCCGGUUACCGAAUCCUACCUCCGCUCCCUCGGCGUGAUCUACCACCACCUGCCUGACCUCGCCUCCGUCGACGCGCUGGCUGCCGCCCGUGGCUACAAGAAUCGCGACGAGAUUACCGUCUCGCCCGCGACCAUGGGCGACAUCUACGAGGAGAAGGUCAAGAGUUUCUUCCACGAGCACCUGCACGAGGACGAGGAGAUCCGGUACAUCCGCGACGGCCGCGGCUAUUUCGACGUGCGCGGCCAGGAGGACGAGUGGGUGCGCAUCCAGCUCGACAAGGAUGAUUUGAUCAUCUUGCCCGCCGGCAUUUACCAUCGGUUCACGACGGAUGAGGGGAAUUAUAUCAAGGCGAUGCGCCUUUUUCAAGAGGAACCCAAGUGGACGCCGUUGAAUCGGAGUGAGGAGUUGAACGAGAACCCUCAUCGCGUGGGCUAUCUCGGUACCCUAGAGAAGGCGACGGUUGCUGCUGUCUGAGAUUUGUGGGGGCGGUUGAGGAGAGAAGAGGGGACGGCCUUUGGGUUAGGCCUAGCUUUACGUCGUUGCUGUGAUGAAGUAUGGUUGUAUAUAGAAUAAGGCACAUGAAAUUAUGACACUCAAGUCUUACUAGAAGAAA